Messenger RNA from Euleptes europaea (tarantolino), 677 nucleotides. RefSeq names its product adaptor related protein complex 1 subunit sigma 3 (gene AP1S3). The record is from RefSeq and is a predicted model, not a curated record. Gene Ontology annotation, cellular component: intracellular membrane-bounded organelle; membrane coat; AP-1 adaptor complex. Bases 1 to 537 code for a protein of 178 amino acids. NCBI's taxonomy places the organism in Eukaryota, Metazoa, Chordata, Lepidosauria, Squamata, Sphaerodactylidae. The transcript is spliced from 5 exons. Gene Ontology annotation, biological process: vesicle-mediated transport; intracellular protein transport. Gene Ontology annotation, molecular function: clathrin-cargo adaptor activity.
AUGGCUGUUGCUUUCAGCAUGGGUUAUGUUGCAGAUGAAGGAGUGGUGGAUUGGUGGCAAAAAAGAUUCUUGGUGAUACACUUUGUACUCCUCUUCAGCAGGCAAGGGAAAUUAAGACUUCAGAAGUGGUUUAUUACACUGCCUGAGAAAGAAAAGAAAAAGAUCACCCGAGAAAUUGUGCAGAUUAUUCUGGCUCGCAAUCCCAAAAUGAGCAGUUUUGUGGACUGGAAAGACCUCAAGCUUGUUUACAAAAGGUAUGCUAGUUUAUAUUUCUGCUGUGGAACUGAAGACCAGGAUAAUGAGCUUCUGACCCUAGAAGUUGUCCAUCGUUAUGUAGAGUUGUUGGACAGAUAUUUUGGCAAUGUGUGCGAACUGGAUAUUAUCUUCAAUUUUGAAAAGGCAUACUUUAUUCUUGAUGAGUUUCUAAUGGGAGGGGAAAUUCAAGAAACUUCUAAAAAAUCUGCAGUGAAAGCCAUAGAAGAUGCAGACAUGUUACAAGAGACAAUGGAAGAAUAUAUGAGCAAACCUGCCUUUUAACUAGAACCCCCUUGGAUAGAAAAAGAUGCUGCAUAGAAUGUACAUGUAAAAGCUGCUGUUUCUUGGCACCAGAUUAUUUGAGCAAUGCAAAAACCUCAUACCCUUGCAAGAGAAGAUGAAGGUCAGCCGCAGUAGCACAU